Pelodiscus sinensis (Chinese soft-shelled turtle) is the source of this 1832-nucleotide messenger RNA. RefSeq names its product MOB kinase activator 2 (gene MOB2). The record is from RefSeq and is a predicted model, not a curated record. Lineage: Eukaryota; Metazoa; Chordata; Testudines; Trionychidae.
GACUAGUUUUUACAGGGAUAGAGACUGAGAGGUGAGGCUAUACUAGCCAUUCCCCUCAGUUUUUCUCUCUCGUCCCUCAUUUUCUCUCUCUAUCAUGGUUGGGGAUCAUUGUAACCUCUCUGGAGACAGACCUGUACUCUCCCAGAAUCCCAAAACUGGAUUAAGCUGCAAAAUGGUUCUGCAGGCGGUGGGUAAAGUGUUAAGGAAAUCCAAGGGAAAACCAAAUGGUAAAAAGCCAGCACCAGAAGAGAAGAAACUCUAUCUAGAGCCAGAAUACACAAAGUUGAGAAUUACUGACUUUGAAUUCAAGGAGCUAGUGAUGUUGCCACGAGAAAUAGACCUCAACGAGUGGCUAGCCAGCAAUACAACGACCUUCUUCCACCAUAUCAAUUUACAGUAUAGUACAAUCUCAGAAUUUUGUACAGGAGAGUCGUGUCAGACCAUGGCAGUGUGCAAUACACAGUACUACUGGUAUGAUGAGCGGGGAAAGAAGAUAAAGUGCACAGCUCCCCAGUAUGUCGACUUUGUCAUGAGUUCAGUGCAGAAGCUAGUGACAGAUGAGGACGUCUUUCCUACCAAAUACGGCAAAGAAUUCCCCAACUCCUUUGAGUCCUUAGUGAAGAAGAUUUGCAAGUACCUUUUCCAUGUGCUGGCCCACAUCUACUCCUCACACUUUAAGGAGACUUUGGCACUGGAGCUGCAUGGACACUUGAAUACACUCUACAUACACUUCAUCCUAUUCAUCAGGGAGUUCAACCUGGUGGACCCUAAAGAAACCACCAUCAUGGAUGACCUCACAGAGAUCCUCUGUAGCAGCAGCGGCAGUGGGAGCAGUAGUAAUGGGAGUGGCAACAGCAGCGCAGGAGCACAGAACCAUGUGAAGGAGAGAUGAGCCUUCCUAUGGAGCAAAACUAACAUUAACAAAAAAAAACAAUAUUCUAUAUUCUGAGUGUGUGUAUGUAUAUGUGCAUAUGUAUAUAUGUAUACAGACACACACAGCUGAAAGUUUAAGAAAUUAUGCUGCCACCGCAGGACGUGUAUGGGACUGUACGGAGCUUUUGUUAAUGCACCAUCUGGUGGGAAGUUGCACCAAUCCUAUUUUAUUGUUUUCCUCCUGCUCCUUCUUUCUUUUCCCCGUCAGAUGGCUGACAAGUGCUGUUUUUAGAGAAGAACCAUGUUUUCGAGUUGGGCUGCUGGUUUUUUUGUUUUGUUUUGUUUUUUGGGGUUGUGUUGAGUGCAAGCCCUUCUGUCUUUCUAGGAUGGUGGUACUGCCAUUUUAAAAUAUAUAUAUUAUGUUAUAAAAAGUGACUUUUACUUUGAAGUGGCUUAAAUGCAGAUUGUUUUGGGGUUUGAUUAUUUUUUGGUUGGUUUUUACAUAGACUCCCCUCCCAAUUUCACAUAGAGUCCCCAGUCAAUUGCAUCUUGCCCUUCGCUGGCUUGGAACAGGAAGAUGAGAGGCCUGGCUUGAGUGCAGUAUCAGUAGAGGCUUGCUGCAAAUGUAGAGGAUGUGGUUCUUCAUCUGUCUAUGAACCUUCCAGGGGAUCCACAAGCCUUUCUGCUUGUUGCUCCGACAAAACAUACGUACUCGUUUCUCUGCCCUUUCCCUCCCAGCACCCAUCUGAGAAUAAUCGCAGUGAGCUUCCCGAGGGUCUGAAAUCUGCGUGUAAAAGCCGCCACCAUUUAUUUCCUUUCCGUGGAAAACGGGGCCGGGGGUGAAGGGUGCACAGAGUCAGUCACUGGCUGUGAUAGAGAGAUGGCUGUUGGCAUAAAAUUAUAUUGUUGGCUUAUUUUUAGUUCAUCUGUUCAAUAAUAAUAAAAUAAUUUCUAUCCAG